AAACCCUGGCAGCUCUGGUCAUACGUCACUUGAUAUUGUGAUUUUGCAUUGUUUUGCAGGUGUAAGAUUAUGGAUUAAAAUUGAAAGAAAAUGAUCAAAAUCUAAAUGUAAAUUGUGGUAUUAAAGGUGCAUAUAAUUUUCUUUGAUAAUGUGUUCAAUUGACACAAUAAAAUAUUUGACAAUUUUUAAGCUUCACAAUGACGAAUCCUGCUUUAAAUGUUUUGUUAACCGGAGAACCAGAAGUAACCGCAGACAAUGAUAAGGUUAUCAAUUUGAUUGAGGAAAAUCUAUUCAAAUUACAUUGUUUAAUAAAAGCAAAUGGAAUUCACCUUUGCACAAGACAUGAAUAUCAGGGUAAAGAAUUACUUGCUUUUACAACUGGAAAAGUGAAUUUGUGUCUCUAUUAUCUUUUUGACGUUUCUCAACCGCCAAUUGUAAAAAAUAUACCCUGGUUUCUUUCGCCAAAUAAAACAAUAUCGGCACUUUGUUUUGAUCCAUCGGGAUAUUGGCUCUUGGUGGCUAGUCAGGAUGGUUCUCUGCAUAUUGUGGCUGCUGCAAGUUUAGUUGAUUCAAAAAGAAAAACUAAUCAACAAAAAUGGAAAGAAGCUGAUGACAUUAUAUCUCUGUCGUCGUUAAAUUCUCAGUCAUGCUGCUCAAGACCAAGUUCGCUGAUAUGGUGGCAAUGUAUGGCAACUUCUUGCCAAACCGGAAUCAUUGGAACAGAACAAGGAGAAAUAUUGUUCAUCGAUUUAGAUACAGGACAGCAAAUCGGUUUAACACGAAUCGAUGAUUAUAUUUCGAGUUUUCAAAUUUGUCAGGACACUGAAUUGGAUACAAUUAAUCUCAUUAUAACUAGUCAAUCAAAGAAACAGUGGCUACUUGUUUUGGAGCAACCUGCCAAGGGUUACAUUUACACGCAAAGCAAUGGAUCGAGUGCAGCUUCUUCAGAAGAUAACGAAAAUACUUUCACUUCUACCAUAAAAAAAUGGCAAAGUAAGUCUCGACUUAAGGGACUAAAGCAGCUUUCUUUCGAUAAUUUUAGUAUUCUUAAAAAAAAGGCAACGAAAAAUAAACAUGGCAGUUCUCCGAAUUCAGGAACAAUCAGUGGUAAUAAUUAUUCACAGUGUAAUGGCUCUGAAAAUUAUACGAAUCCUUUACCAGCGAGUAGCCUCGCUUUUUUAACUUUACAUUACGCAGAUCAUGGACGUCGCUUAUACAGUCGUUAUUUUUCGCCUAAAAGUCUUUUAACAAUUCACGAGAAUAGUACAUCGUUACUUCCUCUGUGUGCAUAUAAAUUACCGGACAAUAGUAAAGAUGUUUUAUUAACGCAACAUUUAUUUUAUGUUAUUGAUCGACCAUCGUCUCGAUUGUCAAUAAUAUCACGCUCUCUUUCACAAGAUAAAUUAAAUGGAAAUUCUCAAUUUAAUCGAGAAUCAAUAAUUGCUCAAUUUUCAUUUGGAAAACGAAAUGAAGUUAUAAAUGGUCUAUUUGUAGCCAAUAGUUGUGAUAAAAUUACACAAGAAAAUUCUUUUCACAAUAAUGAAGAAAUUUACACAAUUCCUAAAAUUAUUAAGGACCUGAAAAUUAAACUUGUUCCUGUAAAUUCAUGUAUAAUUGUUACAAAUUGUGGAAUUUAUCGUGUCACUCUGAGGUGCAGUUUGUUAUCCAUUUUUAUGGAUUUAAUUAUCAGUCGGGCGGAGUUGGACAAAGCGAAAAGAUUGGCUAAAAUAUUUGGCUUGCACAUUCGACAACUACUAGAAUAUGCUGGAGAUAUUCUUUUGGCAAAUGAUAAAUUUUAUCAAGCAACUAACAUGUUUAAAGAAGCAAAGUGUCGACCUUCGAAGAUUUUUGCAAAGCUCGCGUCAGUGGGAUGUACAAUGGAACUUUUGAAUUGUCUCGUUCAUUGUCUGGAACAUCCUUCGCAAUAUAAAUUGUCAAUAGCAGAAAGAAUGUCCUUGUCAAAUCUAAGUAUAAUAGCUUUCACAGAAUUAUCCGUGAGAGCUACAUCCCCAAGGGAGCAGACUAUUUACAAGAAAUUCACAGAGUUUUUAUCGGCAAAUCUGUUUUAUGAUGAACUCGUGGCCGUCAGUAUAAUCGGUCAAGCGCACUUGUGGAAUAUUUUACAUCAUUUAGUAAUUAAAAGAGGCCUUUUUGCUCAAGUAUUAGACAUACUUAUGAAGACUUUACCUCUGUUUUUUAACUUUAAAAACUCCCAUCUUAAUACUAAUAAUGAUUUACUAGUUACUAUAAGUGAACCAAUCUUAAUUCGUGGAAUGAUAGGAAAUCUCAGUAUUGCUAAAAGCCACAUGUCUUUUGUUCUUGCCAAUCUUUCUUCUCUACAAGAGUUUGUUUUGCAGAGAUUAAUUUUGUUAUACGAUCCAACAAAUCCUGUUUUGAGGCCUUUAAUGGCUCAGUGUAAAUCACAAAGAAGAAGUGAUUCACGAAAUUCACUUACUAAUUCUUUAGAAUCAAUAGACCUACAGGAGGAAAUGUUUAGCUUGGCGGAAAAAAUAGUGGAAAUGUUUUUAAUGAUUUUACUUGUACUUAUUCAGAAAACAACACCCGUUUUAAAUCAUAAUUCAGACUUGAUGAAGAUGAUCUCAUUGUCGCAAAUAAAACUGUAUAAAAAAGAUGCGACGAAUUUACAGUAUAAACGAAGAUUUAUGAGUUGUGGUUUUUCGCAUGUCACUCUCCUCAGGAAUAAAAUUAUCUACAAUUGGGGUAGCACCAUCUCUGGAAGUCUCGGCACUGGUCCAGUAUCGGGGUCUGUGUAUGAAACACCCCAAGAAAUAAUAAUAUUCCGUCGAAUGGGAAUUGAAGUGAUUAGCGUGUCAAGUGGACAUAGUCAUACAUUGGCAUUGACAAAUAAUGGAAUUUAUGCAUGGGGUGGAAAUCAGUAUGGACAAGUUGGUCUCGAUUAUCUCUCGCAAUGUCCCAGUCCACAAUUAAUUUCAUCCCUUUCUGACGAGACAAUUGUUGACGCCGUGGCAGGUCAAUAUCAUUCCAUUGCCUUGACAUCCGAUGGACGAGUUUUCACUUGGGGUUGGGGAGUUCAUGGUCAAUUGGGCCAUGGUAGCAUUGAAAAUAUUUUCAUUCCAACUGUGAUUACAUCAUUACUUGGUAUUUCAAUAAAACACAUUACGGCUGGACAUGCGCACACAAUGAUUCUUUCGUCGGAAAAUAUUGUUUAUGUUUUCGGUUGUAAUAAUGUUGGACAAUUGGGAACGGCAAAUACAAAAAAAUAUCUUAUUCCCACUGCUGUUCAAUUGUUGUCAGAGAAAAUAUCAUUGAUUGCUACUAAAUAUUUUCAUAAUCUUGCUGUCACGAGUUCGAAUAAAUUGUACGUAUGGGGAAUAAGUCCGCGAGAAUUGCAAAUGCAAAAAUUACGUGCUUCGGAUUUGGAGUCAACUGAGAAGAAGCAAAAUUGUUUAUCGCCGUCUUCCUCAGAGAACGUUAAUGACGAUAGUCAGUUGAGAAAAAAUUGUGCCAAAACGGAGGAUAUUUCUAAUUUACUUGUCGAACCAAAUGAUUCUGCACAAAAUUGCACAAGUCAAAAGAACGAUCGUAUUUCUCAUUCAUCCUUUUGUAAUGGGGAUUCACACAAAAUUAAAGAUAAUAAUAAAGCAUUUGUAGAAAACCAUUUUUGCACAUCGAAUCAAAAGGUGACGAAAAAUAGUGAAAAAUUAACGAAAGAAGAACAGGGCAAGCGUUCGAAAAAUUACAAAUUUGCUCGAUCUUAUUGGAUGCCAACUCUCGUUGAUACGAGUUUGGUGAAAGGAAAAAUUAUCCAAGUAUCAACUGGUUGGAAUCAUUCGGCACUGAUAACAAAAGAUGGAACAGUGUACAUUUGGGGUAAAAAUACGAGUGGACAAUUGGGCAAUAAUAAUCAUUUUGAUAUUUUUCGACCCACGCCAUUAAUUUACAAUCCUGUUUUAUCAUUUUCUCAAGUACCCUCGAAAAGCGCUGGUCGCAUGUCGAAUGACGAAGGGGAUAGUUUAUUAAAAAAUGGCACAACAUCAAAUUAUCGGGGGAAUUGUUUAAAGGAAAAUUUCGACAAUGAUGAUAAAGAUAUUGACAAUAAACGACUUGAAAGAGAUGAAAUUAACGGUGACAAUGACGAGGACUAUGUUAAUAAUGUUAAUAAUAAUGAUGAUGAUAACGACAGUGCUUCCGAUAAUGAUGAUGAUGAAAUUAGAAAUAGUUCAAAUUACCACAAUGAUUUUAAUGAAAAAGAUGUUGAUGAUUUUGAAAAUUGUAUCAACUCAAAUAAUUCAGUAAUGAAAGCCAUUGAAAUUUCUUGUGGAAACAAUUAUACUGCUGCAGUACAACAAGGGGGAGCUAUUUUGGCUUGGGGUAGAAUAGGAAUUUCAACGUCGAAGCCACCGACUCUGAUCCAAAUGCGAAAACGAUCAGAUAAACAAAACUGUGAUAAUGUUGAAGAGACUUCAGUAACACUUAAAUAUUUAUUAAAUACAUUUGGAUCGCAAAAAAAUGAAGGCGUUGUAUGUAUAAGUAAUCCUAGUCAAGUACCUAACAUUCCAGCACCAGUUAUUUCUUAUCAAAGUUAUGACAUUAUUCCACUCGUUGGAUUUAUGCCGACAUUUGAUUUAGUUGAAGAGUUUCCGAGAGAACGAAUUCUCCAUUUUACAUUGGAGCAAUUUACUGGAUUUUAUGAUGUACAUAAAAUUAUGAAAAAGUGUAUAGCCCUUGGUAAUCAUCAAGCUUGCUCUAAAUUAGCAUUGUUAGAGCACAAUUUCUCCGAAUCGUUGAUGUAUCAAUUGAAAUCGAUAACUGAUCUUGAAUUGGAAAAUGAAAUCAAAGAAAUGAAUGAUAUCGCAGAGUCACCACAGAAGCAAUUUAAUUCUCUUGAUUUAAAAGACCAGAAAAAUGAGAACAAAACAGUAAUCGAAGAUCGAGAUGAUAAAGAAAUGAAAAAAGUGGAGAAGAACAAAUUUUCCGAUUUUUGUGAUAAAAAUGAAGAAAAUCGAUUUAUUGGCAAAUCAUUAACACUCGAUAAUAUAAAUUAUAAUUCAUUGUCAUUGUUCAAUGAUAAUAUUCAAAAAGAUCUUGUCAAUAGUUACGAGGAAAGUGUCAAUAAGUCACGAAUUAAAAUGCCAACCAGUAAAUCGAUGGAUACACUUUCAUCGAUGGAAAAUGAAUUGUAUACAUUUAAUUGUCAAGGCGGAUCGGAGGAAAUGUACGGACAAGUCGAGGAAGAUAAUAAUAUAUCAGAACACUUGACAAUGACGAACACAAUCGAUGACGAAUUAGCGAGUGACAAUUCUUCCGAGAAAAUGAAAAUGAAUGAUUUCAUUUUUGACGAUAUGGAUAAUUAUCCUGAAUCAAGUGGCAUAAAGAAAGCAAUGAAUAUCGUUGAAUUUUAUAUUAAUGAAACGGAAAAUUUUAAUUACACAAUUGUGCGUGAAGUUUUAUUAAAAGCCAUUAAUAUUUGGCUUGACCUUCGUCUUCCUCUUCGAUAUCUUGAACAAGUCUUCCUUCAAAAUUUAGAUAAAGUCUUUUAUCCAUUGGGAUUGAUUCUCUUUUGCAAAAAUAAUUUAAGUGACGAUGCAAAUAAUGAUGAGAAGGAUCAUGAUAAAAGUGUAACAAAUGCAAUUAAUUCCUUGUCUACAAAAUUAAAAUUAAACAUUUGUUCUACUCUUAUGCGACAUAUUAAUCAAGGCAAAACAACUCCAGAGUUUGUGGAACUUUUAUCUCAAUUAAUUGCCAAAUGUUUUGGACCACCAUUGACUGGUUAUCCAGGAUCAAGUGAAAAUCACACAAUGGACCAGAUGUUAGAAGGAAUGAAGUCUACAUUAUCGUCAAAACAAAGCGAUCCUAGACCUUUUAUCCACAUUAAGGAUCCAGACAAAGUGUCUCAUUUAUUAGAAAUGGAGAAAGACACAAUGGUUUUUACCUGUGGACAUUAUUAUCCAAUUUCAUCGUCAGAAUUUGUGCCACGUUUGGAAACGGAAUUAUUGGUAUCUCAUCUUCCUUGUACAGCGGAAGUUUUGGGAAGAGUGUUUCAGCAAAAAGGACAGUUAGAAACCCUUUGUCCUCAGUGCAUACCACGUGCUCUUCAAACAGUCAUUAAUAACUCAACUAAUAGAUAAGAAAUUAACUUGUGCUCCUUCCCUCUUAACCCCUUCACAGUGUUUGACGUCUAUAGAGGCAAAAAUAAUUCGUGCCCCCAGUGUGUAUGACCGCUAUAGCGGCAUCGAAAAAAAAGAUAUAUAAAAGUUAACGAAUCUUGCUAAAAAUGUCUACUCGGGGGUUUUCGGGGUCGCUGAAUCCAAAUCUGUUAUUGAAAAUUUUAAAUUCAAAAUGGCGGCUUCAAAAUGGCGACCAAAUUUUUUUUUAAGUUUACGAAUUUGGCUGAAAAUGCUCAUUCGGGGGUUUUGGAGGUCUCUAAAUCCAAAUAUUUAGUCAAAAAUUUAAAAUUCAAAAUGGCGGCUCCAAAAUGGCGACCAAAAAAAUUUAACAGUUUACGGAUUUGACUAAAAAUGUUUACUUGAGGGUUUUUGGGG
Leptopilina heterotoma is the source of this 6524-nucleotide messenger RNA. RefSeq lists its product as uncharacterized. The transcript has 21 exons. Lineage: Eukaryota; Metazoa; Arthropoda; Insecta; Hymenoptera; Figitidae. Gene Ontology annotation, molecular function: protein binding. The coding region runs from base 198 to 6110 and encodes 1970 amino acids. The record is from RefSeq and is a predicted model, not a curated record.